This is a messenger RNA of Jaminaea rosea, 3030 nucleotides long. Its product is annotated as ATP-dependent metallopeptidase Hfl. Lineage: Eukaryota; Fungi; Basidiomycota; Exobasidiomycetes; Microstromatales. Gene Ontology annotation, molecular function: zinc ion binding; metalloendopeptidase activity; ATP binding. Gene Ontology annotation, cellular component: m-AAA complex; membrane. Gene Ontology annotation, biological process: regulation of apoptotic process; mitochondrial protein processing; protein-containing complex assembly. The transcript has a single exon. Bases 248 to 2728 code for a protein of 826 amino acids. The record is from RefSeq and is a predicted model, not a curated record.
AGCUGACCUGACGACAAGAGGCGGCGACGACGACGAUGUCGACUCCUUACCACGGCAUCCCUUCCUAGCUACGUCUCCAAAUCCCUCAGCAAGCAACAGGACGGGCCCCUUUCGUGACAUAGAUACAGGCCCAACGGGCUCAAUAGCACGCUCAAAGUAGGCGUCACGUCUUACUGGCUCGACGCCACCCAUAAGCUCCUCUUCCUUCUCCACCCCUUCCAGUCGCUACGCAACCAUGUUGGCCUCAAUGCUCUCCCGCCGCAUGGCAUCCGCCACUGCAUCGUCAUCUGCCUCCUCCUCGUCAUCAUCACUGGCCCGCGUUGCGCUCUCAUCAUCAGCACGCUCCGCUCCACGCCGGGUCGCCCCGCUCUUGACUCGCCGCGGGUACGCCACCCCGACCGAAGACCCAAAGAAGCCAGGCAGCGAUGAGCAAAAGAAGGCAUCGUCAUCAGACGACGUCGGCAAGGAGAAGAAGGAGGACAAGCUGCCAGAAGUGCCACCAAAGGAGCAGCUCCAGUCGCAGCUCGGCCCCAUGUUUGGAUCAUUGGUUCACUGGGGGCUCAAGACGCAGAGAGAGAUGGCAAUGAAGGAGAGAGAAGCAAGUCAGCAGAACAGUAGCAGCUCGCAGAGUGGCGAUAGCAAGGACAAUAAGCCCUCACCUCCGCCACAGAUGGGUGGCAAUGGUGGAGCGAACAAGAAUGGCAGCACCGGCGGGGCAGGCGGCGCUGGCGGCGGCAAUGAGUUCAAGGUCAAUGGCAACGCCCUCCUCGCCACCGGUCUCACAACAUGGCUCGUAUGGAAGCUCACCUCUCCCGACCAGUCGUCUCGCGAGAUCACAUGGCAAGAAUUCCGCAACGCCUUCCUCAACCGCGGUCUCGUCGAGAAGCUCGUUGUCGUCAACCGACAGAAGGUCAAGGUCUACCUUGUCAACAACAGUGGAGGUGCGGGUCAGGCAGCAUUCUGGUUCUCUGUGGGCUCCGUAGAGGCCUUUGAGCGCAAGCUUGAGGAUGCGCAGCGUGAGCUCGGCAUCCCGUCGCACGAGCGCAUUCCCGUAUCGUACCACGAGGAGAUCUCCACUGCAAGCACUCUCCUUCAUUUCGCACCGACCAUCCUCCUCGCCGGCCUCCUCUUCUACAUGUCAAGGAGAGCGGCUGGCGCAGCAGGUGGCGGCGGUGGCGGUGGGGGCAUCUUCGGCAUCGGCAAGUCUCGCGCAAAGAUGUUCAAUCAAGAGACGGACGUCAAGAUGAAGUUCGACCAGGUAGCGGGGAUGGACGAGGCAAAGCAGGAGAUCAUGGAGUUCGUCUCCUUCCUCAAGAACCCUGAGCGCUACACCAAGCUCGGCGCCAAGAUUCCUCGCGGUGCUAUCCUCUCCGGCCCUCCCGGUACGGGUAAGACGCUUUUGGCCAAGGCUACUGCGGGUGAGGCUCAAGUGCCAUUCCUCAGCGUCUCUGGAUCCGAGUUCGUAGAGAUGUUCGUCGGAGUGGGUCCUUCGCGAGUACGAGACAUGUUUGCAACGGCGAGGAAGCACGCACCUUGCAUCAUCUUCGUCGACGAGAUCGACGCAAUCGGCAAGGCUCGAGGCAAGGGUGGACAAUUUGGCGGCAACGACGAGCGUGAGAGCACGCUCAACGAGCUCCUCGUUCAAAUGGACGGUUUCUCCACGGACGAGCACGUCGUCGUCCUCGCCGGUACCAACAGGCCCGACGUCCUCGAUCCCGCGCUCAUGCGACCAGGCCGCUUCGACCGACAGAUCGCCAUCGAUCGUCCUGACAUCUCUGGCCGCAAGGAGAUUUUCGAUGUGCACCUCAAGCCACUCAAGCUGCAAGGCGACGUAGACCGACCUCUCCUCGCCGAGAAGCUCGCUAUCUUCUCCCCUGGCUUCUCCGGCGCUGACAUUGCCAACGUGUGCAACGAGGCUGCCCUCAUUGCCGCCCGAAAAGGCUCCGAAGGCGUGAGCGAGCACCACUUUGAGCUGGCAAUCGAGCGUGUCAUCGCUGGUCUCGAGCGCAAGAGUCGCGUCCUGUCGCCCGAGGAGAAGAACAUCGUUGCCCAUCACGAGGCGGGACACGCCAUCGUUGGGUGGUAUCUUGAGCACUGCGAUCCGCUCCUCAAGGUCUCGAUCAUCCCCCGCGGUGUCGGCGCUUUGGGUUACGCGCAGUACAACCCAGUCGACAAAUUCCUCUACAGCCGCGAGGCGCUCAUCGACCGCAUGUGCAUGACCUUGGGCGGUCGUGUGAGCGAGGAGAUCUUCUUCACUUCGAUCACCACGGGUGCGCAGGAUGACUUGCAGAAAAUCACCCGCAUCGCGCAAGAGAUCUGUGCCUCGUACGGCAUGAACACGGAGCUCGGCCCAAUCUCUUACCGUCAGGAUCGCGAGUCGAUGCACAAGCCCUUCAGUGAGAAGACUGGCGAGAUGCUUGACUUUGAGGUGCGCAAGCUGGUCCAGUACGCCCACAAGAGGACUACCGAGCUGUUGACAGAGAAGAAGGAGGACGUGAAGAAGGUGGCGGAGCUGCUGCUCAAGAAGGAGGUUAUCACGCGAGAGGACAUGAGAGAUUUGCUCGGGAAGAGGCCAUUUAACAGGGCAGACGAGGCCGACGCCGUGAUCGACAAGGCCAUGCUUAAGCGCGGCCCUGUGAGUGCUCCGCCGCCGCCGCCGUCUGAGAGUGGUGGGGGCGAGGGUGAGCAGCCGGGUCUGGCCGUCAAGGGCGAAAAGCCGUCGGUGUAAAGGCGUCAAUUCAUUGGCGUCAACUCAUCAGCAUCGAUGAUCAUCCACACCUUUUUGAUGAUCGACCAGCACCACCACUUCUCCCCCCAACGCCAUGCGAGCUUAAUUGCUCCGCUCCCUAUUCUUGAAUAUGCUCCCUGUGUAAUGUACAACGACAUCUCUUAUCGUAUUGGGCCUGCGUGUGUGUCCUUUUGGGCGUGCAUCUGUCAUGUCAUAUGUGCCAUUUGAUCAGUGAUCCAUUUUAGAUCCGCUGGGUCUACUGAGCCCAGCCCGAGCCCCACUUCUCGCGAUGCUGAGCUCAA